Astrephomene gubernaculifera is the source of this 867-nucleotide messenger RNA. The record is from the annotation of a GenBank genome assembly. NCBI's taxonomy places the organism in Eukaryota, Viridiplantae, Chlorophyta, Chlorophyceae, Chlamydomonadales, Astrephomenaceae.
GGUAUCAGGUUUGGUAAUGCCCGAUAGAUUGUUGAAAGUCCAAGGGCUUACUAGAACCAGGCUGGUACCGGAUUCUUGACGCCUGCAGUUACAUCUUUAUCCUAACAUCAACAAGUGUUUUUAUCUCACGAAAACGACCGCAGCUAUUGAGCGUUUUGCUAUUGAAAGGGAAGACCAGCGGUAGUUGAGUUCGGCAUGCUAUAAGGCAGCGGACAAUAAAACCAUCCACAAGCAUGGGCUGCGGCGCAAGCAAAAAUACCCAACAUGGCGGCUCGCAAUCGCAGGCUUCCCAGGAGAAGCCCACCGGAGUUGAAUUAUUGGGUGAACCCUGCCCUCGCCCGGUAGCGGACCCGUCAGAGCCCACGAAGUCCCGAAAGAAAGCCCCUCCGCAGGCCGCAGCACCAGCAGCAGCAACAGCGGAGGAGCUGCUGCGGGCAUGCGCCUCUGGCGACCUGGCUACCGUGACCCGCCUGCUGGUGGGGCAGGGCGGGCAGCAGCAGCAGGGGGGGCAGGGCAAGGAGCAGGGAGGCAAGGAACAAGGGGGCAAGGAGGAGCCACAGCAGGUCGGCGGGGUGCGGCCGGACUGCGCUCGGGACAAGGACGGCAACACCCCGCUGCUUGUGGCGGUGUGUGAGGGGCACGUGGCGGUGGUGGAGGCGCUGUUGGCGGCGGGGGCGGAGCGGGAGGCGCGCAACAAGGAGUCCCUGACCCCCCUGCUUGCUGCUGCGGGUGAGGGGCGGACCAAGCUAGUGGAGGCACUGCUGGCGGCGGGGGCGAACAGGGAGGCACGGAGCAAGUCCGGCGGCACGCCCCUCACAGCGGCCAGUGCGGGCAACCACACGGAGACGGUGGAGGCGCUGCUGGGGG